Messenger RNA from Columba livia (rock pigeon), 8327 nucleotides. RefSeq names its product GTPase activating Rap/RanGAP domain like 3 (gene GARNL3). Gene Ontology annotation, biological process: activation of GTPase activity; regulation of small GTPase mediated signal transduction. Bases 1611 to 4646 code for a protein of 1011 amino acids. Gene Ontology annotation, molecular function: GTPase activator activity. The record is from RefSeq and is a predicted model, not a curated record. The transcript is spliced from 28 exons. Gene Ontology annotation, cellular component: cytoplasm. Lineage: Eukaryota; Metazoa; Chordata; Aves; Columbiformes; Columbidae.
ACGGAAAUCCUAAGGGAAAAAAAAAAUGAGAAAUCUAAUAACCAUACCAGGAUUGUUUAGACCAAAGGGUGUGGGUUCUUUUUUUGUUUGUGGGUGGUUGUUGGUUUUAUUUGUUGUUUGCUUUUUUGCUUUUGUUAUUAAUCAUCUGGAAUAGAGGAUAUAUUCAUGGGAUAGAGAAUAUAGUUCGGUAGACAUCACAGCAGCUGUGAAGAGCUUUGUGUUUGCAGGUAAACUAGAGAUUUGUUGAUCAGGUGGUCUCCUUCAACAUCCUCUCUCUCAUAGACACCAGAGAGUCUUUAUGGUGAACGUUUCUUUGGGCUAAUCAGCCUCCAGAACUUGCUAGAAGCCGUGCUGACCACCCUGACAGAGUAUGGAGGAUAAUAAUCUUUUCCAUGUUGAGGGGAAAAAAAAAGUAUAUGUAUGGUAGAACCCAAACUUACUCUGCGCCUCACUUUGUCUUUUGUUUUGUUGUGACUCCUUGGUUGGGAAAUGUUACUGCAGUAGUCGUUGUUGGAGUGUGUCUUAAUGAUCUUAAUUAAGAUUAGGACACUGUAUCUGGUCUGCUCUUAAUUCUGCCACCAUGUUUUGGAUAUUACUUUCCAGACUCUUUACCUCAGCUGCCAGGCAUAUACCUUAAUAUACAUUUUGACUUUUAUUUCUGAAUUAAUGGCUUUCAUGUCAUGCCUUCUUUUAACUCGAUAACCCGCAUUUUGUUACAUUAGUAUAUUCAUGUGAUGUAUCCCUAUAUCCAUUUCUUAGUUAUAAAAUGUUUGGUUUUGAAUACUCUUUUCAUAUUUUAUUUUUGAAAGCUUUUUCUUAGCUGCUGACUUUGUUAUCUGUGCAGCAUUCAUAUGCUCAGAUCUCAGCACGCUUUUCCUGAUAGAGUUUGACGUUUCACUCAGCUGAAAUAUCACCAACUUAAGCUAUAGGACUUCGUGUGUAUGCAGAUAGUUCUCAAAUGCCUCCAUAACUCCCAGGGUUUAUCAUGCAGGUAAUUAGUGAGAUGACAUUUUCCUCUGGUUUCGUGCAUUUUGAGAUAAGCUUUGCCACAAGGCAGAAAGUAAUUCAGUUUUAUGAACCUCAGUUUGGUUUUUCUCUUACUUUGUGGACAUAUGACAGGUCUCAAAAGUGUCUAAAAAUUAUCCUGGUGGAGGCCAGAUGCUCUUUGUGGUGGCUUUCUAAUUCGUAUUGUAUUUGUGUUUGGGGUUGUCCAGAUGUCAGACACAUAAAACAGUGACCUGGCUUUCCCAAGGCUUGAAAAGAUUUAUUGCGCUAGUGACUGUUGUUGCGUCUUAUUUAUUUGUUUUGAAACCCAGUCCUUGAAUUAUCAUCUUAUGUAUAUUUCUUCAUUUGGUCAAAGACUGAAUUUCAGAGCUCAGCAACAGCAAAAUCUCUCUUGCCUGCUGUUUCCAUAACAUUCUGCCACCUGUACUGAUGGUAACAAGUGUUCAUUGAUUGGAAUUGCUUUCACAGUGGUUUCUAAGGCAACUAGCACACCUACCCACAAAAAUGAAUUUUGUAGAACACAAGUAGCACACAAAGAAAAUUCUAGCACUGCCAUGAUUACCUGAUUUUCCUGUAAAAGUAAAAAAAAUAAUAGAAAACUCACAAUGCCUUGUUCAGCAGGAAUCACAUUUGUUGAUUGCAGGUAUAGUGUUCCAGGAGCUCUAGGGCUCGUUGACUUAUGUACACUGAUGAAGCAUUUCUAUUCCAGCUCUGUCUCUGAAGAUCUGGGUUGCAGACGUGGAGAGUUUAGCAGAAAGCACUACGGAUCGGUGGAGCUUCUUAUAUCUAGUGAUGCUGAUGGAGCCAUCCAAAGAGCUGGGCGGUUCCGUGUGGAAAACGGCUCCUCUGGUGAGAAUGUAGACUACACUCCAGGUACCUGGCACAGAACAGACGUGCAUUUGGAAAACCCAGAGUACCACACAAGAUGGUAUUUCAGAUAUUUUUUAGGGAAAGUUCAUCAAAAUUAUAUAGGUACAGAUGCGGAGAAGAACCCUUUCUUCCUCUCUGUUGUACUGUCUGAUCAAAAUAAUCAGCGUAUUCCUCAAUAUCAUUCAAUACUUUGGAGAAAAACAGGUACUCAGAAAAUGUGUCUCCCUUAUAGUCCCACAAAAACAUUAUCAGUGAAAUCUAUAUUAAGUGCUAUGAGUCUUGACAAAUUUGAGAAGAGCCCAAGGGAAAUUUUUCAUCCUGAGAUACAAAAGGAUUUAUUGGUUCUUGAAGAGCAAGAGGGGUCUGUGAAUUUUAAGUUUGGAAUUCUUUAUGCUAAGGAUGGGCAGCUUACAGAUGACGAAAUGUUCAGCAAUGAAACCGGAAGUGAAAGCUUUCAAAGAUUUUUGCAUCUCUUGGGUGACACAAUUAUUUUGAAAGGCUGGACAGGCUACAGAGGAGGACUGGACACUAAAAAUGAUACAACAGGAACCUGUUCCAUCUAUACAGUUUUUCAAGGGCAUGAAAUUAUGUUCCAUGUUUCAACCAUGCUACCAUAUUCUAGAGAGAACAAGCAGCAGGUAGAAAGGAAGCGACAUAUUGGAAAUGACAUUGUCACUAUCGUAUUUCAGGAAGGUGAAGAGCCUUCUCCAGCAUUCAAGCCAUCCAUGAUUCGCUCUCAUUUUACACAUAUUUUUGCCUUAGUGAGAUAUAAUAAGCAGAAUGAUAGUUACAGGCUGAAAAUAUUUUCAGAAGAAAGUGUUCCUCUCUUUGGGCCUCCCCUUCCGUCCCCACCUGUGUUUACAAAUCACCAGGAAUUCAGGAAUUUUGUGUUAGUGAAAUUAAUAAACGGGGAAAAAGCCACAUUGGAAACGCCAACAUUUUCUCAGAAACGUCAACGCACUCUGGACAUGCUGAUCCGCUCUUUAUACCAAGACCUGAUGCCUGAUCUACACAAGGUAAAUAACAUGCUCAAUAGAAGGUCCUUCAGUGAUGUGUUACCAGAGUCCCCAAAAUCAACACGGAAAAAAGAGGAAGCUCGGCAAGCAGAGUUUGUCCGACUUGGUCAGGCAUUGAAAUUGAAAACCACUAUGAAAGGCGAUGCCACUGCUAACUUGGCAACCACAAGCUUUUGUAAAAAGGAGCCUUGGGAAUCUCAGUCUUUCUGCAGUAAUUUUCCUCAUGAGGUUGUCUGUGCAGAUUCUUGGGGCCAGUCCUUGCUGGUUUCUACAGAUGCUGGCAUCUUAUUAAUAGAUGAUGGUCAACCAUCAGUGCAAGUAUUUGAUAAAACACUCCAAAUAAAACAGAUGCAUGUGUUGGAAGCUCUGGAUCUUUUGAUUGCUCGAACAGACAAAGGGAAAGACUCUCGUCUCCUUGUCUUCAGACUCAGUGCUGUAAAAAAAUAUAUAGAAACAAAGCAAAUGAUAAGGAGCAAGCACGACUGCAGAGAAAACAAACUGGAGAGAACAAAAGGCUGCCAUUUGUAUGCCAUUAAUACUCACCAUGGCAGUGAACUGAGGAUCGUUGUGGCUAUUCGGAACAAACUACUUCUCGUCACAAAGAAGUAUAAUCCAUGCAACAGUUUAACCAGCAGCUCUCUGCUAUCGUCAUCUGAAUCUCCAGUAGAGGAGUUCCAGUACAUCCGGGAAAUAUGCCUUUCUGACCCUCCAGUGGUGAUGACGCUGGUGGAUGGCCCUACUGGAGAAAGUGACAAUAUGAUCUGUGUAGCGUAUCGGCAUCAGUUUGAUUUAGUUAACGAGAGUACUGGGGAGUCCUAUAGAUUGCAUCAUGUUGAAACGAACAAGGUUAAUUUUGUUGCAGCUAUUGAUGUAUAUGAAGAUGGUGAAGCUGGUCUAUUGUUGUGUUAUAACUAUGUUUGCCAGUACAGAAAGGUAUAUCCUUUCAAUGGAGGUUCUCCACUGAUCCAGCCAUCAGCUUAUGACUUCCACUUCAGCUGGAAUCAAGUUCCUUAUGCUGUUGUCUGUGCUUUCCCGUAUAUCCUUGCUUUCACUACCGAUUCCAUUGAGAUCCGAUUAGUGGUGAAUGGGAACUUAGUCCACACAGCAGUUGUGCCUGAGCUUCAACUUUUAGCAUCGAGGUCAGAUAUUUAUUUUAAAGCUACUGCUGCAGUAAAUACAUCAUCUGACAGCAGCUCUAAGGAACUGGGUUCACGGAGUUCUCCUCAGACACCAACAGCUUAUGAAAUGCCAGAAUGUCCUCUUUCAUCUCUAGAAGGUGAAGUUCCAUGCAAAAACCUAUACAAAAUUCCUCUCAGUAAUCUGGUUGGGCGAAGCAUUGAACGACCUCUGAAGUCACCUUUGGCUCCCAAGGUCAUCACUCCUACAGCAUCCAGCGGCAUUGCGUCUCUUCCAGUUACUCACUCACUGUCCUUGUCGCGUAUGGAAAUUAAAGAAAUUGCAAGCAGAACACGUAAAGAAUUGCUGGGCCUCUUGGAUGAGCCUAUGACCAAGACAGAAACUGCACAGAAGCAAAAAAAGGUUCCUCGAAGACAGUCAGACCCCAAGCAGGGAGCAGUAAGAUCAACUAGUAGUGACAGGAUAAUCUCGAGCUCUUUUGAAAGCUAUUCUGAAGGAUCUCAUCUUUCUGCUAGUUCAGACCCUGAUACUUUAGCAAACAGGGAGGAAAGCUCACCAUCUAGCUGUCCCUUGCAGCUGAUUUCCUUACAUGAUGAAGACAUCAUUGACUUGAAGUGAAGACAGUCUUAAAACCUUUCUUCCUUACUUCACAUUUUCUUACAACUCUGUGAGCUCUAUGGGAAUGUCACAAACACUGCUUCUAGUGGCAAAAUGUGGCUGGAAGUAUUGGUGAUUAAUCUUCAUAGAACCCUUGUUGUUCUGGCUAGCUUAGCCUGAUUUGGUGAUGCUUAUAUCAUUGACGUAAGUAUGUUUUCUCAGUUAAGGAACCGUUACUUUUUGUGGCAUUCUAAUAGUAGGUAAUUAAUGAGAGAUUUAGGCUGAAACUGAAGUAAAUAAAAAGCAUUACUUGUUCUGAGUUUCUUAUCAUUUCAAGUACCUGAAUGACAUUCAGCUAAGUUAAUCAUUGUUAUUACCACAUGAGUUGUGUUACAACAGUGUAUGUCAUGUGGGAAGAGGAAUUUUACAACAUAAAUCUUUCCUUUUUGUUUUAAAAACUAAACCAAACAAAAGGCUUGCGGGCAAGGUCUUGCCAAACAGUGCAGUCUGUUCUUAAAAUGAUGCAGCGAUGGUAUGUUUACUGCAAAAUCAAGAAGGUUCUGUAAAGAAUAUGUAAGAGAUGAAGAUGCUGCUUUCUUUGCUUUGGUCUGUCCACGCACAUUUUCUAGAGAAGCUUGAAAGCUGCUUGAGCAGAGAGACUUCGUAGAGAAAACACAACUUUAAGAGUAUUCCUUAAGGAUGAGAAGUGAAAAGUCAAAAAAAAAAAAGCAAACUACUGUAUUUCUCUAUCAGCUGGAAAACUGUGUAUUGUAGCGCACCUACGGGUUUUCCCAUUAUAGGCAGAAAAGCUAACAGCUAAUUUUCUAACUACACAACGGUUCCUGUGCGGGCAUCAGCAUUAGCUGUUGGCUGUUCUUGCACCAACAAUCUAAGUCAUUAUUCCAUAUAAUCAUACUUUUCUAACUGGCUCCAGACUGAAAUUUCACUGCUUAGAAUCCAGUUUUCUAUGAUGAAACAGUCAUCUUAGAUAUUUUUUUUUGUUGUUAUGUUAAAAGACAGGGUUUCAUGUUUAAAGUUUGAUUAUUUUUUUAGCCAUUUCCUCUAUGCAAAAAAUGAAUUUUAAACAGUUUUGUUUGGUUUGGGUUGCUUCCAGUUUUAAGGGAUGCUUCAGGCUUCGAAGAUUUUAGCCUUAUUAGCAAGUGUUUCUUGUUCUAUACGUAGAAAUACUUCUGUAUCCUUUAUUUUAUUUUGUGAUGCCAUUCACGUGUCGCGGUCUCAUUUGCUGUCCGGCUCUGACCAUCUGGACGCGUGUGCCUUUCGCUCCAGCCUGGCUGAAUGUGUAACUCUUUGCAAAGUACUUUUUUGCCCAGUUUAUUGUAGAUAGUGGCUUAAUUGUUCCACCGAAGAAAACAUGCAAGGUGUUAACUGAAAGCAUCAUUUCUUAGUCUGGAGUGGCUGAUUAAGGAAAGCAGCAAUAUUUUCAUCAGUAAUUAAUCUAGGAGCAGACGCAGUAUUAACCAGUGGCUACUAUUAUUUUAGUAUUUUGGCACCCAUCGAUGUGUGGCAUGAACCUUAAUAAGCAUUGAAAAGGAAGUGCCAGCUCCAAGUCUUUGCAAGAGCUUGCCACUCUUUUUGAGGAUGUUCUUUCCAGGCACUGUGUUAAUUUACCCUGUCCUAUUUAAUCUGAACAGCCAAGUUUUAAAAAAUCAAUCUGAAAUUAUCACCUGAUGGUUCUUCUCCUGGAGGCUGUAAACACUUCUGUGCUCUUAACGAAUCCACUUUAGGGAGCACUGCAUGCACUUAGAUGUUUUUAGAAAGCAAAACCACCACCUUUUUCCAUAAGUGGGUUUCUCGAUGUAGUAUUUAAUUUCUGUUAUGUGGGAGUUUUCGAAGACUCUACCAGUGUGUUGCAAAACUGGGGCUUUAGUUAAAAUACAGUUUUAACUGGACGCUUUGCUUCGCAUUGUUAGGAUAUCAGAUUUUUAAAUGUAUUGCAGAUGUUCACGUGUGCUGUUCUAGCAUGAUUUAACAUGACUAAACCAUAGUUCUGUAGCAGCUAAAGCAAUACGUCGAGAUCUUAAAACUUGUUUUGAAGAACCUGAGCACACGUAUUUAGGUUUCCUGAAAGACAAGCCUUAGACAUGGAACAGUAGUGAGGUCAAAAAGACUGACAGAAAGAUUGACUUCUGGCUAUGAUGGUACUCAGGAUGCAUACAGACGUGCCAUCUGCAUCAUAACGAAGACGUGAUUAUAGAAAGAGGGGCCUUAAAGCAGGAGUUAUUUUCUUUAACCAGAGCCACUGCAGUGGCUGUGAAGUAAGGGGGGGUGGGCAGGGAACCUGUGAAGGUCUGUCUGUAAUCACAGCACUGGUGACAUCCAGCAAAUACUAACAGCAAAAGCACUAAGGAAUACAGAUGAAAUUCGGUUGCUUAAGCUGACAAAACCAGAUGAAACCAUUGUCAUGGUACUUAUCUGGAACAAGAAGUUGAUUUAGUUUGCAGGGGGAAGCCUUACAACUGCCUCCCCACCACCUCCUACCUGGAUUUCUGUGCUACAGCUUGACUGCCCGGGUCAGGUGCAAGCUGCUCCUCAGGUCACAAUGGGAAAGACCAGACGUAAGACUCUUACUGACACAGGACAGGAAGGAGAAUAACCUGUCUUCAUUCCCAAUGUAUGCAGCAGGUGCCUUAAAAAGGCUGCCAUUUUUUGGUUUUGCUUCUGUGUGUCUUGCAGGGAUGUUGGGAUUUGAGAUAUAUAAUCCUUUGGGGAUUGAGUUGGUUUUAUAUAUAUAUAUAUAUAUAUGUAUAUAUAUAUACAUAUAUAUAUAUAUAUGUAGGUAUAUGUAUACAUUUUUAAUUUCUAUCACAAGUUUUAAGAGAUUAAAAAACCUAAGCAUAUCUAGGAAUCUAAAGCAAUGGGAUCUUGGGAGGCGGGGUUGGGAAUCCCAUCUGCAAGUGUCAGGGUAGUUCAGAAUCAUUUUUGUUGCCUUCAGUAUAUGAAAGUGAGUACCAUAUCAUAGUCAUUAUUACCAAUUUCAUGUCAUGGUUCAUAUGCACAGUGCUUGCGAAUUCUGUUAAAGCAGCAUUUUCGCAGUUGGGCUUAGCCGGACUUUGUGGAGGAAAAAAUUAUACCCUGAAAACCUAAUAUGAACGGGGAAGCUGAGAAGCCGGUACACAGCAAACAUCUGCACUUGCACGCAGGUUAGGAAGUGGUUUUUUUACUCUCACUGGUUGUGCACAGCAGCCUCACCAACCUGUUUCCUGCCUGGCUGCUUCACUUGGUUGCUGAGCUGCAGCUGACUCCUGUUUGCUACUGGAAAUCAUGGUAUUAGCACAUGAUUUGAAAAGACAAUUCGAGAGAUUAUUUUAUGCAUAUUUAUUUGUAGCUCUAUUAGGUAUUUAUCUGGUUGAUGUUAUGUCUCUAAAGGUUUAGGCCAAUGGAAUGUCAGUUUUUACUAAGACUUUGAAUGUUAGCAGACUGCUUUGUAAUUUAAUAAUUGCAUAUUAAGACUGUUGCUACAUUUGUGAUCAAAAACUAUGUACCACUUGUCUUAAAUGCCCAUGUAUAACCAUUGUUUUUUAUGUCAUGUGAUAGUGUGUAUGGUUUGUGUUUUAGAUAUGACAGCCAAAUAGAAACAGUCCUGUCACAGCUGAAAUUGUUUUAAGUGCCAUUUAUCACCUUUGUGAAGGAAUAACAGAGUCUUUAUUCCUUCCUAUGUAAUAAACCAUAAAUUUGAUCUCA